AUGACCCAACUAAACAAUCAAUUCGAUGUGUAUCUUCAGAAUAUACGGGAUCUCAAGCUACGCAAUAUCUUGCCGACCAGUCCUCCAGGAAAUGAUCCCUCCGCGGUUGACAAUGAGGCCAUAGCGCCAGGUGAAAGAAGCAAGAGACCGUUAUUUGUGCUAAACCUCACAUUAAUAAUUUGGGCCGUGGCUAAUGGUAGUUUGGAGGAUGUUCACACUGCUUGUGUAGCUCGAAGAGGGAAUCGGGGCAGUGAAAACAGACUGGUGUCUCCUACACGAGCCGAGGUGGAUCAAGCCCAUUUACGCGGUAAAUCCCUGAACAUCGGAGUCCCCAGCCUCCGCAAUCUGCUUCAUAUAUCACGAGUUCGGCUCAUUCUAUGCUUGGUACUGCUUGUCACUUCGCUUCCACUGCAUAUAUUUUAUAACUCGGUCAUCUCCACUGCACUCGGCGCUUAUCAGUAUCGAGUUGUUCUCACUACGCCAGAACAACUCCAAGUUGGCAGCAAUCCAAAUUUCGCCUAUAUGCGAGACCAUCUAACGAGCCACAAACGCCUAGAACCUCUUGAAUGUCUGGAAAGCUAUCCGGUAGAGCAUACUAUGAACCGAGCGGACGUCAUUGUUGUACUAGAAGACUAUACUUCUCACGAAUUCCUCGAGAAGAACUUUUCACAAGUUAUAGAAUCUGGCAAUGGAGGAUACGGGGGCGACUAUAGCUGGCAAUGUUGCUUCCCCCUUCUUGAGUAUAUGAACGACCAGUAUGCCAUUGCUAGCUUCUUGGAAGACCCCGAUCCAGAAACUAUACACGCGUCUGGUCUGUUUAACAAACGUGAAAAGCAGCGCAAGCUCCGACAUAACUGCUUGUACCAGUCAAUGAGCAAGGCGCGGCGCACGUGGUUCCUAACAGUGUGGCUGACUGUCCUUGUGAUCGCGAUUGGCGGAGUACUGAGUGUAGUAUUUAUGCUGACAGGGCUACAACGUCUUGGUCUGAGUUCCUUCGAGAACCUUGAAGAGAGGAACUCAGAUGCUAUGUGGAGUACCAUAGGAUUUGGGGGGAGUGAGACGUACAACCGUUACCCAGUUAUUCCGAUGCUCCUACUAGCAAACACCCCACAGCUUGUGUUGUCGCUGCUCUAUCUUUUGUAUAACAGCACCAUUACGAGCAUGUUACUAAGUAGGGAAUGGAACCAGAUAGGACACAGACGUAAAAGUCUGCGGGUCACAGUUCCCAGCGGCGAGCAACGCUCGACUUACUAUCUAUCGAUGUCCCUGAAAUGGGCCUUUCCCCUGAUGGCCAUAUCGGCUCUUCUGCACUGGCUUCUCUCCCAGUCAAUAUACCCGGUAAUGACAUACGGCUACGAGCUCAACCCUGAUGGGACUCCAGUCCGCCUAAAAGAUCAAACGGUCACGAGCUGCUCUUAUUCCACAGGCGCGAUGAUACUAGUUGUAGCAACUCUAAUCAUCGCUACAAUCCUCUUCGUGGUUAUGGCAAGACGCCGCUUGAAACCUGAGAUGCCGGUGCUUGCGGUGUCGAGCUGGGUCGUUUCAGCCGCCUGCCAUUCGCCCGAGGGGGACACGGAUGCUGCUGUUAAGGCCGUGCAGUGGGGGGUGCCUGUGUCGCCGAUGGCGCAGGAGACUGGAAUAGAAGGACCGGAAGAGGAUGCGUGUGAGCACGAAGAUGCAGGCUUGUGGGCUCCCCAGAUGAAGGAUUAA
This is a messenger RNA of Aspergillus campestris IBT 28561, 1710 nucleotides long. RefSeq lists its product as uncharacterized. The coding region runs from base 1 to 1710 and encodes 569 amino acids. The record is from RefSeq and is a predicted model, not a curated record. Lineage: Eukaryota; Fungi; Ascomycota; Eurotiomycetes; Eurotiales; Aspergillaceae. The transcript has 10 exons.